Molecule: messenger RNA, 2343 nt
Organism: Cyphellophora europaea CBS 101466
Lineage: Eukaryota; Fungi; Ascomycota; Eurotiomycetes; Chaetothyriales; Cyphellophoraceae
Exons: 3
Coding region: 1-2343 (780 amino acids)
Biological process (GO): regulation of transcription by RNA polymerase II
Molecular function (GO): DNA-binding transcription factor activity, RNA polymerase II-specific; RNA polymerase II cis-regulatory region sequence-specific DNA binding; protein binding
Source: RefSeq, a predicted model, not a curated record
AUGGGACCGCGUGCGAAGCGCAAAACUGCGCGCAAGUCGGCGGUAUCUCAGACAAAUUCAGAUUAUGAAAUGGCCGAGUCCUCGCCUUCUCGCCCAACAAAUAAAAGGCGAAAACUGAACGGCAGAGCUCCUGACGGCCGGCGAAAACCCCCUUCCUCUGAACUAGAUCAACCCGAUGGUGAUGAAACAAACGACGAAAGUGAGAUUCUCUCUCAAACAGAGCUCAUCGAUUCUGUUGUCGCAUAUCUGUCCGUGUCUAAAGACCCGGUUGUUGUUGCCCAGUUGUAUGCCAAUGACAUACAGCAAGGCGAUAGCCAGAAGGUCAACGCCUUUGCCAAAAUCGCCGGAAGAGACUGGACAUACUUCGUUCGUGACCAAGCCGUUAAUAUCGGCCGUCCUCCCGAUGAUCGUCAAUCGGUCAAUGGGGUCGGCGCUUCAAGCCCAAUCCAAGAUAUGAAGGACAUGCUUCCCGUCCACAUCGACCUUGGUCCUAGUAAAAUCGUGUCAAGACACCACGCAUCCAUCUUCUACGAUGCAGAGUUUCCCGAAGGUGGCGGCUGGCAUGUACGUGUCAACGGUCGAAAUGGCGUUCGGGUCAACAACGUUCUACUGAAGCGUGGCUCACGACAGCAGAUCACAUCUGGAACAGUUCUCGAAAUUUCUGGGACGCAGGCGAUAUUUAUAACUCCAGGCGAUCCUGUUCAGAUCCAUCAACAUUUCAUUGACUACGCAAAGAAGAUGUCGACAGGCGAAGCUGGUGUGUCUCUCGAGGCAAACUCCGACCAACCCGACAUACCUGUUGCUGCUCUCGGCUACCACUCUCUAGCACCGGCACCACCUGUCUUCAAGCAAGAGCGUGCAUCUACACCGCCUGCUCAGCAGAUGGACAUGAGAGGACAGAGAGCCGUCUUCGACAGUAAAGCCACCACGUCGCCUAUGUACGGUCGUGGCAUGAUGAUGGAAAGUACUCAAGAAAUUGACUACAGCAAAGACUCCGCCAAAGACCUCAAGCCACCCUUCAGCUACGCAACCCUAAUCGCUCAGGCAAUAUUUUCCAGCGAAGAAGAAAAGAUGACUCUUGCCAACAUUUACUCUUUUAUUGCCGACAAAUAUGCUUUUUACCGUCAUUCCAACAGCGGCUGGCAGAACUCCAUCCGACACAAUUUAUCUCUUAACAAAGCCUUCCAAAAAGUGCCCCGACGGACUGACGAACCUGGCAAGGGCAUGAAGUGGAUGAUUGCACCCGAGAACCGACAAGAAUACUGGAAGAAGCAAGCAAAACGCAACGGUGGCUCAGCACCAUCAUCGCCUGCUUCAAACAAAGACGUGAACCCAAACUUUCGUGGCCCCAACGGGCAGAAUCUGGGAUACGACACAACUAUGGUGACCUCUUUCUCUGCGAAGGAUAGUCUUGGUCCACCACCCACUGGCGGCAACAAGCUGAACUUCCAGCCUUCAUCCGCCGGUCAUGUCGCACCCCAUUUCGCGCCCGUCCCUAACUUGGCUCCACCCAUGCAAGCUCGGCAGGACGCAACAACACCUCAACGCCGUAGGACCAACACCGGCGCCACCCUGCCUGAGUCAACCCUUGAUGAUUCACCUCUUCCGAACCAUACUCGCUCUACGCCUCACCCCAAUGGACCUCCCAUCUACACUCUUCCUUCCUCUGUUCCACCACCACAUCGGUCGCCUACCAACCCAACCUUAUCUUCAUCAUAUCUCGACACUCCCUUCCACCACUCACAGCAUUCCAUAAUCACUCCUGCGCCUAUGCGCCAAAACCCCCGUCUCGCACCUCCUUCCACUUUGGUGGCCCCUUCGAAGUUCAUGCCUGAAUCCUCCCCUGCCGGGCCUGGCCUCUUUUGGAAAGGCAUUAUGGGUGUCACUCCGGGUCAGGCCGUGCCGGACUUGAGCCCAGUCAAAGUUGAAGACGUGGACCGUGGCGUUAAUGGUCGCGCUCUUUCGAGCGAGGCCGACCGCCGUGUCAUGAGCAGUAGCCCACCGCCAAUUGAUGCUAUGGGUAGCCCUAGCAAGCCCGCCAGAGGCAGUCAAUUCACCAGUUCCAGCGCGAGAAAGGAGCGUGAUCCCGAAGAUCGAAGUCGGAGCGCCAGUGCUACCGUCAGUGCGCCACUGGGGCGUGGCGGCAGCGUUGGGACACCGGUGCCAGGCGUGCAGGUGGGCUUCCAUGCGAAUGCGAACGCGCAGGUAAACAAGACUGGCUCUACACCGGACAACGAUGAAGACGACGAGGACGAUGCAGACGGUGGAUUUGAUCUUGCUAAGGGCUUUGCGCCUAUAGCAAGAGGAAUGAGUCAAGGGCUGGGAAGGAGGGUUGGUGUUUGA